AUGGAAACACUUCGAGUUCGAAACCUGGUGUUUCAUUUCGGUGUGGAGUUUUGUAGAUUGACUCUACUGCGUUGUUUUGCUGAAUAUGGUGUAGUGUAUGACAUUCUUAUUGAUGUUUCUCGUGGUGAAACACUCGUUUCAUACAUGGAAUCUGCAUCUGCCCAGGAUGCAUAUUUAAAAUUGAAUGGAUUUCUGCUUUUUGGUGAGGCAAUAGAGAUAAGUAUUACGACAGCUCCAGCUUCGGAUAUACCGGGGUGCCGUGUGACAUAUAGACCUUCUCAAUCUCUGAUCCUGCGGGGUGCCUCAUCUUUUUGGGUGGAGUUGAAUUUGAAGCAUGUUAAGGGAGUGAAGCAACUUGUGUCCAUUGAUUCAACCACCACCGUCGUUUCCUUUGAAAGCCAACGGAUAUCAACGAUGAUCAAGAAGUUGUUUGACGGGCGCAUUGACUAUUAUGGAAAACCCGUCUCGGUACUAUAUUUGAAACAGAUUUGA
Molecule: messenger RNA, 492 nt
Organism: Trypanosoma rangeli
Lineage: Eukaryota; Euglenozoa; Kinetoplastea; Trypanosomatida; Trypanosomatidae
Product: putative U1A small nuclear ribonucleoprotein
Exons: 1
Coding region: 1-492 (163 amino acids)
Molecular function (GO): RNA binding
Source: RefSeq, a predicted model, not a curated record